AUGGCAACAGACCCUGCCAUUGGGCCUGAAGUUGCCUGCCAGGUCAGUGUGAUAUCCGUGGCAUGGAGAAUUGCUCAGCAGCACAGGAUGAAGGUUAAUGGUCUUCUGUGCUCCACAAAGUCAUUGGUGUUUAGUACCCGCGGCGCGGUGACAGAUAUGAGAGAUCGUGAUGUCACUCCAGGUGCUCCUUUCUGUCAAGGAGAAAGAUUGGUGCAAGUUGGCAUUCAGCAGGAAUUCUUUGAAGAUGUUACAAGAAAGAUGAAUAAUCAGGAUCCUGUUGAUGUACUAUAUUUGGACUUCCAGAAAGCAUUUGAUAAGGUGCCACACAAAAGUUUUAAGACACAAGGUCUGGAUCGGCUAUCUUGGACAGAUGAUGGACAGUUGCUUGCUGUAUCUACACUGCGUGGAACUUUGCACGUUUUCCUUACAAAACUUCCAGUUCUUGGAAACACGUGUGGAACUCGCAUAGCUUUCCUAACUUCUCUGCUGGAGGUCACCGUGACUAAUCAUGUUGAGGAAGAACCACAAAUCACAGUUUCUGUUGAAGUAGAACCUAACUUUAUCGCUGUUGGCCCGUAUCAUGUAGCUGUUGGAAUGAAUAAUCGAGCCUGGUUUUAUGCCCUUGGAGAAAAUCGAGUGGAGAAGCUAAAAGACGUGGAGUAUCUGGGCACGGUGACUAGUAUGUGCUUAAAUUCUGAUUAUGCAGCAGUGCUUUUUGAGGGAAGAGUUCAGCUACACAUGAUUGAAAUGGAAGGCAUUGAAGCUCAGGAGGAAAGGGAAACUCGUCUUUUUCCAGGACAUGAUGACAAAUAUCGAGUUAUGUGCCACGCACUUACUGCUGAUUUCUUAGUCUAUGGAACAGAUACAGGGAUCAUCCAAUAUUUCUACAUUGAGGAUUGGCAGUAUGUGAAUGAAUAUCGCCAUUCAGUCAGUGUCCGUAAAGUUUUCCCAGAUCCCAGCGGGACUAGAAUGGCAUUCAUUGAUGACAAGAGCGAUGGGUUUGUCUACUGCCCUGUGAUUGAUACUAUAUAUGAGAUCCCAAACUUUCCCACUACUGUUAGAAGCAUUCUCUGGGAACACUUUACAAUGGACAAAGGAGUCUUUAUUGCUUAUGAUGAUGACAAGGUGUAUACCUACGUUUUUCACAAGGAUACAAUUCAAGGUUCUAAAGUCAUACUGGCAGGAGCUACUAAACUUCCUUUUUCUCACAAACCACUAUUGUUGUAUAACGGAGAGUUAACAUGUCAGACACAGAGUGGGAAAAUCAACACUAUUCUUUUAAGCACGCAUUCUUUCCUUGCUGGAUUGAAGGACCUUGGACCGAAUGAUCUUCAGCCAAUGUUGACCCAGUGUUUAAUGCUGAAAAGGUUUAAUGAAGCCUGGGAUGUGUGCAAAUUACUUAGUGAGCCUUCAGCAUGGACUGAGUUUGCUCGUGCUUGCCUCCAUCACAUGGAAGUAGAAUUUGCAAUCCGUGUUUAUCGAAUGAUUGGAAAUGUCGGAAUGGUAAUUUCACUGGAGCAGAUCAAGGGAAUAGAAGACCACAGCCUACUAGCUGGACAUCUUGCUAUGUUUACAAAUGAUUUCAAUUUGGCUCAGGAUCUCUAUCUGGCCUCCAGCUGCCCAAUUGCUGCACUAGAGAUGCGGAGGGAUCUACAGCAUUGGGACAGUGCUCUACAAUUAGCUAAACGGCUGGCUCCUGAUCAGAUCGCAUUUAUCUCCAAAGAAUAUGCUAUUCAACUCGAGUUCACGGGAGACUAUGUGAAUGCAUUGGCACAUUAUGAGAAAGGUGUGACUGGAGACAAUAAGUAUCUUGACCAUGAUGAUGCAUGUUUAGCUGGAAUAGCAAGGAUGUCAAUACGAAUGGGUGAUAUUCGACGUGGUGUCAACCAGGCAAUCAGACACACCAGUAGAGUUCUGAAGAAAGACUGUGGUGUUAUUCUAGAGAGUAUGAAGCAAUUCUCUGAGGCUGCUCAGUUAUAUGAGAAAGGACAGUAUUAUGACAAAGCAGCAUCUGUUUACAUCCGUUGUAAAAAUUGGGCAAAAGUUGGAGAGCUUCUCCCUCAUGUAACAUCUCCCAAGAUACAUCUACAGUAUGCAAAGGCAAAAGAAGCUGAUGGCAGGUAUAGUCUUGUACAACUGGAAUAUAAUUACUGUAGACCCAGGUUAACAGACAGGAUGGAUCAAGUUUCUACUCAUGUGAAGCGUGGAGACCACAUGAAAGGAGCAAGGAUGCUCAUUCGAGUUGCAAAUAAUAUCAGCAAGUUUCCAUCUCACAUUGUACCCAUUCUAACAUCAACAGUAAUUGAAUGUCACCGAGCAGGGUUGAGGAACUCCGCCUUUAGUUUUGCUGCUAUGCUGAUGAGACCAGAGUACAGAAACAAUAUUGAUCCAAAGUACAAGAAGAAGAUAGAAGCUAUGGUUAGGCGUCCUGACCAAUCAGAAGUGGAAGAGUUUACUUCACCUUGUCCAUACUGUGCUUUUCAGUUGCCAGAAUGUGAGCUGCUCUGUUCAGGUUGUAAGAACAAUCUGCCUUACUGCAUUGUUACUGGCCGCCACAUGGUGAAGGAUGACUGGACAGUUUGCCCCCAUUGCGAUUUCCCUGGUUUAUACUCAGAGUUCAAAGUCUUACUAGCUACCGAGAAAGCUUGUCCUAUGUGCUCAGAAAAACUGUGUGUGGAGCAGAUGUCACUCGUUGAGCCAACACCAUAUCUACUACGAGAUGAGGCAGAGUAAUGAGAAAUGCUGGACAUCUAAGUACAAGAUUCAGCAUCUGAAACCAUUGUUGAAAGCCCCAGCAGGAGUUCUUCAGUGCACAUCCAUAUUUGAAACAUUUUCUUUUUAAACGUAUUUAUGUUUAUAAUGAAUUAAAAUUCAUUGUGACUACUAUUUAAUAAACUCUUUUUAAAAAAAAUUCUAUGCUGAUAGUAAAGCAGGUAAUUGAGCAUUCCAAAGUUAGCUUUCACAAUCUCACUGGAGACGUGCUUUGAACACCUUUAUGAACUCCACACCACUUUUUUUUAAAAAAUUAACAUUUUUCUAAUCAAGCUGUUCAGAGAUGCUAUUACACACCUCUGGAGCAGCUGGGACUUGUGGCUCAAAUUAUACGGAGGGAGAAAAAAACUGUAAUUCAGUAAAUUUUGGAAACCUGUCUUUUUAAGGAAUGUAACUAACAAUUGAAUCCUAGCUAAUCAGGCCCAUUUAAGAAAUAGAUUUAAAAAUAUAAUGUUUUAAAGUUCUAAGAUCUUCCAGACCAUGGCCACAACUUGACAACAUUCAGAGCAAAGGGUGAGAGAUUAAUGGGACGGCAAGAGCAUAGUAGCAAUGUGACUGCUCUAGCAAUCCACCACCCAUCACCAUUUAAAUCAUAAUAUUUCCUAUCUUCAACAUUCAUUUACAACUCUAGGAUUAAUAGAAACUUACUGAAUUACUGGAAUUGUUUUGGACUUUUUUCUGGCACAGCUGGGGAGCAGGAGCAGUAGCAGUGUGUAGAAUUUUUUCCUUACCUAGUAUGUGAACAAAAGCCCAUUGUGCAGGAGUACCAUUAGCUCUAGUAAUGGGAAAUGAAAUAUAUUAAAGUCAGGGUGGGGAUAUCUCUCAAUAUUCACAACUACACCAAUUGGGUAUAAGACAGAGAAAGACAUGAUUGCAUCUACACAGCUUGAGUCCUAGCUGAUCCCAGUCUUGUCCUUUUGCCAAUGAGUUUAAAUUCUUAAGUUUUACAUCAUACCUUAGACUGCCUUCUCAGUUUUUUGGGAUUUAUUAUUAAUAUUGGAAAUCUCACUCAAAUUCCUGGCUCCUAGGAUGAACUCCGUAGUUUCAAGUAAAAAUUCUGAA
Molecule: messenger RNA, 3834 nt
Organism: Rhincodon typus (whale shark)
Lineage: Eukaryota; Metazoa; Chordata; Chondrichthyes; Orectolobiformes; Rhincodontidae
Product: WD repeat-containing protein 19
Exons: 24
Coding region: 1-2733 (910 amino acids)
Biological process (GO): intraciliary retrograde transport; cilium assembly
Cellular component (GO): intraciliary transport particle A; cilium
Molecular function (GO): protein binding
Source: RefSeq, a predicted model, not a curated record